CAGGUCCGAAAUCUCCAGGCUCGAUUUCUCCAAACCCUAAUUUUCAAUGCUCCGCUGACCAAUUCCAUUCUUUAGGGAUUAGAAUCCCUAUUCCCUAAUCCCCAAUCCCCCCAAAUUUGGGAAUUUCUGAAAUUCCUAAGCAAUUAGAAUGGCCUCGGAGCUAGGGCAACAGACGGUGGACUUCACCACGGUGGUGAACCGCGCCGCAGAGGAUUCGUUCCUCUCGCUCAAGGAGCUGAUGGAGAAGUCGAAGGCGGCGGCGCCGGAGCUCUCCGAUACGGAUAAGAAGAUAGGGUUGCUUAAGUACUUGGUCAAGACCCAGCAGCGAAUGCUCCGUCUCAAUGUGCUCGCCAAGUGGUGCCAACAGGUCCCGUUGGUACAAUAUUGUCAGCAACUAAGUUCUACGUUGUCAAGUCAUGAUACGUGUUUUACUCAAGCAGCGGAUUCAUUGUUUUUUAUGCAUGAAGGUCUACAACAAGCUUGUGCUCCUAUUUAUGAUGUUCCAUCUGCAGUUGAAAUCCUGCUAUCAGGAUCAUAUCAGCGGUUACCCAAAUGUAUAGAAGAUGUGGGUCUUCAGAGUUCACUGAGUGAGGAUGAGCAGAAGCCGGCAUUGAAAAAGCUGGACAUGCUUGUGCGGAGACAGUUACUAGAGGUGUCGAUCCCAAAAGAAAUAACUGAGGUUAAAGUCUCUGAUGGUACAGCACUGCUUCGUGUCAUUGGGGAGUUCAAGGUUUUGAUUACUCUUGGCUACCGGGGACACCUAUCAAUGUGGAGGAUACUUCACUUGGAGCUGCUUGUUGGUGAAAAAAGUGGACUUAUAAAGCUAGAAGUAUCUCAGAGGCAUAUUCUUGGGGAUGAUUUAGAGCGCAGAAUGGCUGCUGCAGAAAAUCCAUUUAAGACAUUAUACUCUGUUCUACAUGAAAUAUGUGUUAAACUUGUUAUAGACACUGUCUUAAGACAAGUGCAGGCUCUUCGCCAGGGGAGAUGGAAAGAGGCAAUCCGGUUUGAGGUCCUAUCUGAUGGGAGCACCAGUCAUGCAGGGACUUCUGGCUCUACACAAUCAAAUCAAGAUGGAGAAACUGAAACAUCUGGUUUACGAACACCAGGGUUAAAGAUUGUAUACUGGUUAAAUUUCGAUAAAACCAGUGGUACUUCUGAUUCAUCAUCAUGCCCAUUUAUAAAAAUCGAUCCAGGGCCAGAUCUACUGGUAAAAUGUGUUCAUAGCACAUUCGUAAUAGAUCCAUUAACUGGAAAGGAGGCAGAAUUCUCUCUUGACCAAAGUUGUAUUGAUGUUGAGAAAUUGCUUCUGAGAGCCAUAUGCUGUAAUAGAUAUACUCGUCUUCUUGAAAUCCAGAAAGAGCUGGGGAAAAACGAUCAAAUAUCUCGAGGUUCAGGGGAUGUUGCUUUUCAGUCCUGUGUGGAAGAAGCAGACAUUGACCAUGAAAAGAAAGAUCUUAAGUCAGAUGUUAGAGAAUAUGAAGGGCACGAAGUAUUACGCGUGCGUGCCUAUGGCUCAUCAUUUUUUACUCUGGGAAUAAAUAUAAGGAAUGGCCGCUUUCGUCUUCAAUCCUCCCAGAAUAUUCUUGCUUCUUCGGCAUCUUUGUCUGAAUGCGAAGAUGCUUUAAACCAGGGAACUAUGACUGCAGCUGAAGUUUUCAUUAGUUUGAGAAGCAAAAGUAUUUUGCACUUAUUUGCAUCAAUCGGAAGGUUUUUAGGCCUCGAGGUAUAUGAAAGUGGUUUACCUGCAGUUACAUUGCCAAAGAACAUUUCAGAUGGUUCAACUCUUUUGCUAAUGGGGUUUCCAGAUUGUGGGGGCUCUUAUUUUUUGCUGCUGCAACUUGAUAAGGAUUUCAAACCCCUUUUUAAAUUGCUUGAGACUCAGCCCAAUGCCUCUGGAAAAGCUGAUUUUCUUAAUGACCAAAAUCAUGUGAUUCGAAUGAAGAAAAUUGAUGUUAACCAGAUGCAGAUGCAUGAAGAUGAUAUGAAUUUAAGCUUGCUUGACUGGGGAAAACUACAAUCCUUAUUGCCUAGAGCUGGAAGAUCUAACCAGUCAUCUGAAAAUGGUCUUCUUAAUGAUAUUAGCCUAGAGAAUUCUAUGCCAGUUGCAGGAUGUCCACCAUCGAGUUUUUCUUCUGUGGUUGAUGAAGUGUUUGAACUGGAGAAAGGGUUAUCUGCACCUUCCUUCUCUCUUCAAAAAGGCUCUUCCUCAUUCAAUGCUUCUCAUUUUGGCUCUGCUAUGAAUCUUCAUUCCACCAAACCUGGUAGUCCAGCUUCUAAAUGGGAUGGAGGGCAGAUGUCGCAGUUGAACAGUGGUGGAAAUGUGUCUGGCAUGUCUACAUAUUACAAUGGAUCAUUGUACUCAUCUGGUAACUUGAAGGCUCCCAUGCAUUCCGCUUCUCUCAGUUCUCUGGCUUCUGCCCCUGGAAGGAGUGUCCCUGCAAAUAAAAUGUCUGUUUCAAAGUCUGAUCAGGAUUUGGCUUCCCUUAGGUCUCCCCAGUUAGUAGAGUAUGGUUCCACUUCAAUGGAUGAAGAUCACCUGAGAUUUAUGAGUGAUACUUCAAAGGGUGCAACAUAUGGAUUUAAAUCUUCUCAAAUAUUAUCUCCACCUGGUCUCAGUGGCUCCCGGAUGUCAGGGCCAGGGAUUAGACCUAAUGGAACUAAUUUACCUGCGGGGCCUCUAACCGGAUCUUUCAGAGUUGCUGGAUCAAAUUCAUGUGUGACAACUCCUGCAUCCCAUGCACCAGAUUCUGGAGUCUGUGAUUCCCCCCCUGAUCAUGACAGAAAACUUCGAAAGCGUACACUUUCAGAAAUGUUGAAUCUGAUCCCAUCACUGCAAACUGUGGAAGCCAAUUCAGGAUCUUGUAAAAGGAGGAAAGUUUCUGAAGUCGUUCAGGCUCAGUACUCUUCAUCACAGUUGUUAAUGCCAACAUAUAUCACUUCAAAAACUGGGUUAUACAGUUAUGGGGAUCUUAUAUCUGAAGCUAAUAAGGGAUAUGCACCUUCCAGCAUUUAUGUUUCAGCUCUUCUUCAUGUAGUCAGGCACUGUUCACUAGGUAUUAAGCAUGCCAGACUAACUAGCCAGAUGGGGGCUCUGGACAUUCCAUAUGUUGAAGAAGUGGGUUUAAGGAGUACAUCUUCAAACAUAUGGUUCCGACUUCCAUUUGCCAGAGGUGAUACAUGGCAACAUCUGUGCUUGCGUCUUGGCAGAGCUGGGAGCAUAUACUGGGAUGUGAAAAUAAAUGACCAGCAUUUCCGGGAUUUAUGGGAGCUUCAGAAAGGAAGCAAUAGUACACAUUGGGGUUCUGGUGUUCGUAUUGCCAACAUGUCUGACAUCGAUUCUCAUAUUCGUUAUGAUCCAGAAGGCGUUGUUCUUAGUUAUCAGUCUGUGGAGGCUGAUAGCAUAACAAAAUUAGUGGCAGAUAUCCAAAGACUUUCUAAUGCAAGAAUGUUUUCCCUGGGGAUGCGGAAACUGCUAGGAGUGAGAGCAGAUGAGAAACCGGAAGAAAGUGUAAACUCUGACUCUAAAGCACCAGGUGGCAAAGGUUCUUUUGAGGGAGCUGAUAGAUUAUCUGAACAAAUGAGAAGAGCAUUUAGAAUUGAGGCAGUAGGACUCAUGAGUUUGUGGUUCAGUUUUGGAUCUGGUGUCCUCGCUCGCUUUGCUGUUGAGUGGGAAUCAGGUAAAGAAGGUUGUUCUAUGCAUGUAUCUCCUGACCAACUUUGGCCUCAUACCAAGUUUCUGGAAGAUUUCAUAAACGGAGCUGAAGUUGCAUCCCUUUUGGACUGCAUUCGCCUUACUGCGGGUCCCUUACAUGCACUUGCAGCUGCAACACGCCCUGCACGAGCUGGUCCUAUUCAAGGUGUCAGUGGGAUGACGAUUCUCUCGUCUGUCCCAAAACAGGCCGGUUACCUGCCCCAGGGCCUUAUGCAAACCAGUUCAACUACAAAUGGUAAUCAGUCGCCUGUACUUGUUGCGAACUCAAUUUCAUCUGCUGUUACAGGUUCUCUUACAAACCACGGUCUUCAUGGGGCUGCAUUGUUAGCAGCAGCAGCAGCUGCUGGCCGAGGUGGACCUGGCAUUGUGCCCAGCUCACUGCUGCCUAUUGAUGUUUCUGUUGUGCUACGUGGUCCUUACUGGAUACGAAUUAUCUAUCGGAAGCACUUCGCAGUUGACAUGCGGUGUUUUGCUGGAGAUCAGGUUUGGUUACAACCAGCAACACCACCCAAAGGGGGCCCGUCAGUUGGAGGUUCCUUGCCUUGCCCACAAUUUCGCCCAUUUAUUAUGGAGCAUGUGGCACAAGAAUUGAAUGGUUUAGACACUAAUUUUAAUGGUGUCCAACAGACAGGUUUGGCAAAUCUAAACACUCAAAACCCCAGUGCUGGUCUCCAGCUGUCUGCUGUCAAUGCUAAUAGGGUUAAUUCCACUAGUUCUGCUGCAUUGUCAAGGACAGGUAACCAAGUAGCUGUGUUGAACCGUGCUGGAAAUGCUUCUGCAGUGCCCUCAAAUUUGGCAGUUGUGAGCACAGGGAUGCCUAUGCGCAGAUCACCGGGUGCAGGUGUCCCUGCUCAUGUCAGAGGAGAACUGAAUACAGCCAUCAUUGGUCUUGGCGAUGAUGGAGGGUAUGGAGGUGGUUGGGUCCCCCUUGUUGCUCUUAAAAAGGUACUAAGAGGCAUUCUUAAGUACCUUGGAGUACUGUGGCUAUUUGCCCAGCUACCAGAUCUUUUGAAAGAGAUUUUAGGGUCCAUUUUGAAGGACAAUGAAGGCGCACUUUUAAAUUUGGACCAAGAGCAGCCUGCUUUGCGAUUCUUUGUGGGUGGCUAUGUUUUUGCAGUCAGUGUUCACAGAGUUCAACUUCUUCUUCAAGUCUUGAGUGUGAAAAGAUUUCAUCAUCAACAGCAGCAAAAUCCAACCACUGCUCAAGAAGAAUUGACUCCAACUGAAAUAGGAGAAAUCUGUGACUACUUUAGUCGACGUGUUGCAUCAGAGCCUUAUGAUGCUUCUCGUGUUGCAUCAUUCAUCACCCUUUUGACCUUGCCCAUAUCAGUUCUAAGGGAAUUCUUGAAAUUAAUAGCAUGGAAAAAAGGACUACCCCAGCCGGUACAGGGUGGUGAUUUAGCUUCUGCUCAGAAACCGCGUAUUGAAUUAUGUCUUGAAUAUCACGCUGGGUCAAAUAUAGAUGACAAGUCGAAUAAUUCGUCUGUUGCCAAAAGUAAUAUCCAUUAUGAUCGGCCUCACAACUGGGUUGAUUUUGCACUGACUCUUGUUCUUGAUUCUGCUCACAUACCGCACAUAAAUGCCGCAGGUGGUGCAGCAUGGCUACCUUACUGUGUAUCAGUAAAGUUGAGAUAUUCAUUUGGCGAAAAUCUAAGUGUGUCCUUUCUUGGCAUGGAAGGAAGCCAUGGAGGUCGAGCUUGCUGGUCACGCAUUGAUGACUGGGAGAAAUGUAAACAAAAGGUUGCUCGGACUGUGGAGAGUUGUGCAGGAGGAGACGUUAGUCUAGGAAGGUUAAGACUUGUUGCUGACUACGUCCAGAGGACGCUGCAUAUGUGGCUUCAAGGUUUGAGAGAUGGCAGUGGGGUUAGUGCAACCUCUGUGGUAACGUGACUAGUAGUUCGCUGAGGGAUUGAUUGUGACGUUUGCUCUGAUUUUGUUUCAUCCUCUUAGAUUGGAGUUGAAACUUGUAGUGAUAUAUAUAUACACGGAGCUUUUCAGGUGCUUUUCAGGUGCGGAGGUUCGUACCUUAAGCUAAGGUACGGAUUUUCAUUUUUUAUCAACUUUUCGAUCGAGUUUUCACAACUCCACCGUCCAAUGUCUAGGUUAUAAUGUAUAGAUCAUCUCCACAAAAUUUCAGCCGAUUUCAUGAUCGUUAAGGUAUCAAACUAAUCAAAACCAAUGGACGUAUUGAAUUUGCCGAACCUGAAGCGUUCAUAGUUUGAGUAGAAAAUCGAAGUUAUGAGUACCUUAACGGUGAUGAAAUCGGGUGAAAUUUUGUGGAGAUGAUCUAUACGUUAUAGCCUAGAUAUUGGACGGUGGAGAUGUGAAAACUCGAUCGAAAAGUUGGUCAAAAAUGAAAAUCCGUACCUUAAGCUGAGAUAAGGGCCUCCUUACCUGAAAAGCCCCUUAUAUAUAUAUAUGCAGAAUGCUGAAUGGUGCUGGGAGAGAUCGCUGGGAUAUGGUGGUCUGAUGCAGUUUGCAUCUGAUAGGUAUGAUAGACUCCUAGCUGAUUGGGAUAAUCUGAUUCAUGGGUUGUACAAUAUUUUGGUUCUUCUGAGAAUUAGGAACUUUGGGUUCUAGAUUUUGUUGUUGUUGUAACUUGUAUAUACACUUAAUAAAAUUUUGAUUUGCCAUUAGGUCA
Molecule: messenger RNA, 6353 nt
Organism: Argentina anserina (silverweed cinquefoil)
Lineage: Eukaryota; Viridiplantae; Streptophyta; Magnoliopsida; Rosales; Rosaceae
Product: mediator of RNA polymerase II transcription subunit 14
Exons: 8
Coding region: 149-5602 (1817 amino acids)
Biological process (GO): regulation of transcription by RNA polymerase II
Cellular component (GO): mediator complex; core mediator complex
Molecular function (GO): transcription coregulator activity
Source: RefSeq, a predicted model, not a curated record